CUUGCCAACUAGAUGAUAUAAAUGUUAUGGAAAAGGUGCAGUCACGGAAUUUUGGAAUUUCAAUGUCUGAUCUGGUAUUGAACUGUGUAUAGCUAUAGGCAAUUUACCCGUAAUAUCAUUAUAUCAUCUGUUUAUCUAAUCAACUAAUGUUGUAUAUAUCAAACCACUCUUUUUCCCUGUUCUUAGGCGCAGACCCUGCCAUGCAAAAAAUGGUCUUUUGCGAAAUGAUACAGUUAACUAGCUAGCUAGCUAAGCUAGCUAGCUACAAAAACAGAAAUUUUGAAUCGACCAUUUAAUAAUGUCCAUUUCAUAUCCCUAUUGGUUGCACGUGCCACAUGUUUUACGCUUGCCUUUCUGAUGGGCUAGCUAAUAGUUAUGUAUAGCUUAGUUAUGUAUAGCUAGAUAUAGCUAGAUACUUUAUAAUGGCUAGACUUUUUAGAAUACCACCUGUCAUUUUAAUUUUACAAUUAAAUUAACCUACAUGACCAACGCGUAGGCCAACAAAAAUAAAAAAGAGAAUAAAAUCCAAGUAAUAAUAAAAAUAACAAACACAAAAAUAUAAUAAUUAAAAUUAAAUAACAAAAAACUACAGUAACAAUCCAAACCACAAAAAGGAAAUACAUGUACAAACCAACGCGACCUACGCGACCAACGCGUACACCUGAAAUUGCAAUGUAAAGGUUUCUUCGCGCAUAAAAGCAAUGCAUUGCAAUCACGUCCGUUAUUAACGAUAGCUUUCUCCUAAAAUUGCAAUGCAAAGGUUUCUUCGCUUAUAAAAGCAAUGCAUUGCAAUCACGUCCGUUAUAUUAACGACAGCUUUAGCGACGAACGGCCGACGUAACAAUAUAGCUUCUUUACUGUAUUAACAAAGAAUUAAAAUGUCUAUAAAAACAAUCAUAAAAUCACAAUCGGAUGAAACUUGGGCAGAACUAAAUAAGAAACUCAUGGAGCAUGAAAUAAACUACAAUAAAGUUUUGACAGAACCUUUGUAUCAGUUCAUUGACGCCAUCGCUAAGUCCGUCGGAACAAAUAUCGGAUUCGUAUUACCUUCAAUUUUAACUACAAUUAAUUACUUAGCAUCAAGCCAAAAUUUCAAUUGCGAAAUAAGAGAUGGUUAUGCUGUUAAUUUGAAUACGUUCUUCUUAUUCGCGGGACAACCAUCGACAGGGAAAAGUCCAGCAAUCAAAGUCAGCGUCAGUAAUCCUUUAACAGGUUUGGAUUUACAUAAGGAAUUAAUUUCCUGUUCUACAUCAUCCGGUUUAACAAAGUUAUUAUCAAAAAUACAAAGAGCAUUUAUUGUUAAUCCAGAGAUUCAGGAAUAUCUGCUAAAAAUAAUUAAACAAAAUGACGAAAAUGCGGCGAGCGAUGUCGAAAUAUUAUGCAAAGUUUUUAGCGGAGAAUCUUGCACCUUCAAUUAUGGGACUGAAAACAGAAGAGAGAUUUCAUCUGACACCACACUAUGUAUAUUAGGUGCAACUCAGAUCAAGACAUUGGCAUUAUUGUUAUCAAAAAUGGAUAUGGGCAAUGGCCUAAUCGAUAGAUUUAUAAUUUCUAUACCAACAUGUUAUCGACCAUUGCCAGAAGAACAAUCACAAGCUAGCACUUUUUUAAAAACCAAAAAUUUUAAAAUAGAUGACAUCUACGAAAAGUUAGCAAAAACAAGUUCUGAAAACACACAAUUUUAUUUCGAUGACGAUGCUCAAAAAAUGUUUGAUGAAAUGGAGAAAAACUUUCUCAUCGAACUCAAUGACAAUUUAAAAAAUGGCAGACCAACUCAGAAAAAUAAAACAACGGACGUCAUUCCAAAAUUAGCUGUUGCUAUUCAUUUGUUGGAGCAUAUUUUUUUGCAAAUAAAUUCUGGAAGAAAUAAUACAACAUUUCCAGAAUCAAUCACCUUACAAACCAUGCAAAAAGCUUAUUAUUAUUCUCAAAUGUUGACCGAACAAAAAGAAUUUUUCAAUGGUUUUGUUUCAGACAUGGUUUGCGAAAAAAAAAUUAAAACCAUCAAGCCACCAACUUUGAAAGAUUACACCAUUGCACUGUUAAAUAUGCAAGGUCGAAUUGUCACCUACCGGUCGUAUAAACAAUGUGCAUCUAAAAGGUUGAGAUCAAUGAUAUCAAGUGACUACAAAAAAAUAUGUGAAGACUUAGUAAUGAUUAAUGCUGGGAAGUUGAAUUCAGUGAGAUUGAAUGGUCAGAGUGAAGAGUCAUAUAUUUUCGUUAAGUUGCCGUACGACGAAUUACCAGAGGAGGUCAAAUCAAAAAUGCAAAAAAAUACUUACCUAACGAAAUAUGAAAUGAAUUCCCCGAAAAGCAUCACGCAAAACAUUAUUGACGCGGUGCAAGACAUCUUUCAAUAAAAUAUUUUUUUUAUUUUCAUUUUCAUUUUAUUUUCAUUUUCAAAGUUAAGUAAUAAGGAUUAUCGUUGCGUUUGUAAGUAAUGAAAACCAAUCAAAUCCUUGCCUUUAAUAACAAAUUUAUAUUUUCUUUAGCAAUAGGGUUGUUACAGAGUGUCUUACACACGUAUUGUCAAUAAGUUUUUUUUCACAUAAUGUAAUAAAAUUAAAAAAUUUCAUUGGUUUAACCUUGGAGGAAAGAAUUAACUAAUACGCUAUAGCUAAAAUCAAAUAAUCUACAAAUAAAAACGCACUUCUAUUUUUCCUAAGAAACGGUUGUUAAAGUGAUGCCAUAAAAGAAUUUGUUUACUUUUAAAAUUUUUAUUAUGUUUGUGCAUCUUUACUUUGUUAAUUUUUAUUAGAUUUAUUCUCAAUGAUUGCCUAUCAGAGUUGAAUGUUAUUUAGAAAGGUUACAAAUAAUGACUUAAUACAUGACCUACAUUUUCAAGAAA
Messenger RNA from Hydractinia symbiolongicarpus, 2848 nucleotides. RefSeq lists its product as uncharacterized. The transcript is spliced from 4 exons. NCBI's taxonomy places the organism in Eukaryota, Metazoa, Cnidaria, Hydrozoa, Anthoathecata, Hydractiniidae. The record is from RefSeq and is a predicted model, not a curated record. Bases 879 to 2360 code for a protein of 493 amino acids.